This is a messenger RNA of Guillardia theta CCMP2712, 357 nucleotides long. RefSeq lists its product as hypothetical. The annotation marks the transcript as partial. The transcript has a single exon. The record is from RefSeq and is a predicted model, not a curated record. NCBI's taxonomy places the organism in Eukaryota, Cryptophyceae, Pyrenomonadales, Geminigeraceae.
UCAACCGCAUACUUCUGCUCGAGCUCCUUCUUCUCAACCGCAUACUUCUGCUCGAGCUCCUUCUUCUCAACCGCAUACUUCUGCUCGCGCUCCUUCUUCUCAACCGCACUCUUCUGCUCGAGCUCCUUCUUCUCAAGUUGUGUACUAAGCCUUCGCUUCUGCUCCUGGUCUUUGCAGCUCUUGAUCUUCUGCUCGAGCUCCUUCUUCUCAACCGCAUACUUCUGCUCGCUCUCCUUCUUCUCAACCGCAUACUUCUGCUCGAGCUCCUUCUUCUCAACCGCAUACUUCUGCUCGAGCUCCUUCUUCUCAACCGCAUACUUCUGCUCGCUCUCCUUCUUCUCAAGUUGUGUACUAAGC